GUUCCAAAUGGAACGAAAAACAGCAACAAUAUGAAUGAUUCUGGAUCAUCGAAUGGCCAACAACAACAACAACAACAAAAACGUCGACAACGAACAAUGUUAUAUCGUUGUACAUGGCGUGGUUGUACAUUUCAAUGUUUACAAUGUUAUACAAUUGAACAACAUGUUCGUGUUAUGCAUCUUGGUCGAUCAACAAAAAUGGCUGAUGAAAAUGUAAAGACAUUCAACAACAACAACAGCAAAUCAUCGAUGAUCAAUGAUUUUCAGCAUGAUAAAAAUCGUACCAUCGAUAUCGAAAGUGGUUCGAUCAAUGGCGGUGGUGGUGGUGAUCUUAGCGAUCAUGAAGAAGAAUUUUAUUAUACGGAAAUGGAAAUUCUUGAUGCCGAUCAUCACGAUGAUGAUGAUGAUGAUGAUGAUAACGAAGUAAAUGUCGAUCAUGAUGAUGUCGAUGAUAUUGAUGAUAUCGAUGAAAUGAUGGAUGAUGAUGGUAAAAUAAAUAAAAUUCAUAAUCGAAAAUCAUUGAAAUCUAAAUCAAUAAAUAAUAGUCAAACAACGAAUCUAGUUUCAAAUGAAAAUUUAAAUGAUAUUCUUAUUGAUCAUCAUCAAGAUGGUCCAAUCGAUCUAUCAGCACGUUCGAAUUCAUUAUCAUCUUCAAUGUCGAUACUGCCGUUAAAUACCACCACCACCAAUACAUCAUUAUCAUCAUCAGCAACGAUGACGACAACCACCACCAAUAACAAUACAUCAUCAAUGAUGACUAUUUCAACAGCUUCCAUAAUACCACCAAAAAUGUUUCAUCAACAUCCUCAAACAAAUUUUUCAUCUGCAUCACCAUCAUCAUUAUCAUCAUCAUCAUCAUCAUCAUCGUCAUCAACAUCAGCUUAUUUUUCAUCAUCAUCACCAACAUCAUCGAUAAGAUCCUGGUCAGCUCAAUAUGAUAAUAUUAAUAAUAGUCAAACGAAUAUGAAUAAUGGUAAUGUCAUCAGUAGCAGCAACAGCAAUAAUCAUCAUCAUCACCAUCAACAACAACAACAACAACUAAAUGAAAAUUCAACGAAAAAUAAUGAACAUUUUAAUAAUAAUAAUAAUCAAACAUCGAUUGUAUCGAUGUUGAAUGAUAAUAAUAAAUCAUUGAAUGUGAUUAAAUAUGGUCGUACCAUAGAACCAUCAUCAUCAUCAUCAUCAUCGACAAAUAUUAUUAAUCAAUCGUUGUCGUCGUCGUCAUUGACAUCUACCAUUAUCACCAACAAUGAUACUAAAAUGAUUGAUGAUAAUGUGACAAAUAUAAGGAAAUUGAUUGAAAAUGUUGAAAAAUCAUCAUCAUCUUCAGCAUCAGCAUCUGUCACUGCAACUACGUCCGCAUCAAUAAGUCAUACCAAUACACUUCCUUCAUUUCAAUAUAAUCAUCAUCUUCUUCAGGAAAAUAUUUCAUCAACACCACCACCACCACCAUCGCCUCAAGUUUCAGCAACAACAACAACGAUGAGGCCUACCAAUGGUAAUGUUGUCAAUAAUCAUUCUGCUACUGGUCAUUCAUCAUCGAUAGUGCCUAAUCAUAGUAAUCUAAUACAUAAUGGUUUACCAUUGUUAACAAAUGGCCAUCAUAUGCAUUCGAAUCAGGCAACAACGAUAACACCAAUUUUACCACGAAGACGUGGACGUCCACCUGGUUCAACAAAUAAAAAGAAAAAAUUAUUAUUACAUCAACAGCAGCAACAACAACAGCAAUUAAUCUGUGCAAUGAAUCCAUUGAAUGCAACACCAUUUAUAGCAUCGAUUGCUGCAUCAUUAUCACCAUCAAAUCAUCAUCCUCAUAAUCAUCAUCAAAAUGACAAUAAUAAUGAUAAUCAUCAUCUUCAUCAUCAUCAUCGUAAUCAUCAUCAACAUCAAACAAUAACGAAAAAUCAUCCACAUAAUCAUGGAUCAUUUAAUCAUAUGGAAAAAACAUCAGCAUUUCAUCCACUACAUUCUUCUCCACAUCAUCCACAUCCUCAUCAUCAUCCACUUAAUCAUCAUCUUUCACCAUUUACCACUGGUCACCAUCAUGAUGCUCAUCAUCAUCAUCAUCUUUUUGGUUCAUUAAAAGGAUUAGUUGCAACAAUGGGUGCAUUAAAUAAUGCUGCUGCUGUUGCUGCUGCUGCUGCUGCUCAUCAACAUCAUCAACAUCCUCAUUCUCAACAUCAACAUCAACAUCCUCCUCUUUCAAAUAAUCAUAUGAACGGAAAUACGGGAAAUACUACCACUACGAAUAAUAAUCGAAAACCACGUGGUGAAUCACGUAAAUGUCGUAAAGUUUAUGGUAUGGAUAAUCGUCAAUUAUGGUGUACACAAUGUAAAUGGAAAAAAGCAUGUUCAAGGUUUAUCGAUUGAUUCGAUUUUCAAUGAAUAUUUACCAUCUCGUUGAUCAACGCAAUUUUUCUGCAAUUUUCUGCAAUUUUUCUCAUUCAUUCACUUUGAUUACCCACCAAAAGAAAAUCUAUCGAUUGUUUUUAUUUUCUUCUUCUUCUUCUUCUUCUCAUUUAUGUUUUUCAUUCAUUGUUUUUUCUU
Molecule: messenger RNA, 2547 nt
Organism: Dermatophagoides pteronyssinus (European house dust mite)
Lineage: Eukaryota; Metazoa; Arthropoda; Arachnida; Sarcoptiformes; Pyroglyphidae
Biological process (GO): regulation of transcription by RNA polymerase II
Cellular component (GO): nucleus
Molecular function (GO): DNA-binding transcription factor activity; RNA polymerase II cis-regulatory region sequence-specific DNA binding
Source: RefSeq, a predicted model, not a curated record